This is a messenger RNA of Aureobasidium namibiae CBS 147.97, 972 nucleotides long. RefSeq lists its product as uncharacterized. The transcript has 2 exons. The record is from RefSeq and is a predicted model, not a curated record. Gene Ontology annotation, cellular component: cytosol. Lineage: Eukaryota; Fungi; Ascomycota; Dothideomycetes; Dothideales; Saccotheciaceae. The annotation marks the transcript as partial. Gene Ontology annotation, molecular function: mRNA binding; metal ion binding. Gene Ontology annotation, biological process: cytoplasmic translation.
AUGCCGCCCAAAAAGCAGGACAACGCCCCCAAAAAGGUCGCCGUCGACAAGACGUUCGGCAUGAAGAACAAAAAGGGUGGUGCCGCCCAACGCGCCAUCAAGCAAAUCAACGCCACCUCCACCCUGCCCGCCGACCAAAGGAAGAAGGAAGCCGAAAAGCUACAGCGCGAGAAGGAAAAGCUGGCCGCCGAAGCCGCCAAACGCGAAGCCGCCGAACUCUUCAAGCCCGUCCAAAUCCAAAAAGUCCCUUUCGGUGUCGAUCCCAAGACGGUGCUGUGUCAGUUUUUCAAAAAGGGCGCUUGUGAAAAGGGCAGGAAGUGCAAGUUUUCGCACGACUUGAGCCAGGGCAUCAAGGGUGAAAAGAAGAGUUUGUACACCGAUACGAGGGAAUUGGAGAAGGAGCAGCAGGAUGAGGAGCGGAAGAAGGAUGAUAUGGCUGAUUGGGAUGAGGAGAAGUUGCGUGAUGUCGUCAAGUCCAAGCACGGUAACCCCAAGACGACAACCGACAAGGUGUGCAAGUUCUUCAUCGAGGCUGUCGAGAACGGCAAGUAUGGUUGGUUCUGGACUUGUCCCAACGGCGGCGAUAAGUGCAUGUACAAGCACAGUUUACCACCAGGCUUCGUCCUCAAGACAAAAGAACAACGCGCCGCCGAAAAGGCCCUCAUGGACAAAUCCCCCCUCAACACCCUAACCCUCGAAGACUUCCUCGACUCGGAACGCCACAAACUCACCGGCACCCUGACCCCAGUCAACGAAGAAACCUUUGCAAAAUGGAAAAAGGAACGCAUGGACAAAAAGGCCGCCGAACAAGAAGCUCAAAAGAUGAAGGAAGCCACCGGUCGCGCCUUGUUCGAAAAGGGCGACUGGAACGACGAAAACGAUUCAGAUGCCGAAGACGACGAUAACUGGAACUUGGAGGCUAUGAGAAGAGAAACAGAGGCGGCGAGACAGAGGAAAGAGGAGAUUAGGUUG